Molecule: messenger RNA, 1668 nt
Organism: Iphiclides podalirius (scarce swallowtail)
Lineage: Eukaryota; Metazoa; Arthropoda; Insecta; Lepidoptera; Papilionidae
Source: the annotation of a GenBank genome assembly
AUGCAUCAGCGAUGCUUCAAUGUGGCCAUACGCAAUACAAAUUCCGUUCAUUACACCGCGUUCGCCGAGUAUAGGGACAGUUCCGCCUCUUCCACCAUCAACCUGACGUGCACCCUAGUGCUAGUGGACGUUUUCGCCAUAAAGGCAUCAUCGGGGCGGCAAAGGAAUGUGAAAAGUUUCCCACCAGAUUUCGAAUUCGGUACAGCCACUUCUUCUUACCAAAUAGAAGGCGCCUGGAAUGUCGACGGCAAGGGGUGGUCCAUGUGGGACCACCUAGUCCGCACCGCGCCCGAGCAUAUACGUGACAACACGACCGGCGACAUCGCUGCCAACUCCUACUACCUCUACAAAAGGGACGUGGAAAUGCUCAAGGAGUUGGGCGUGGUCAACUACAGGUUCUCCAUAUCGUGGCCCAGGAUCCUGCCGUACGGCCGUCCGGACUACGUGAACCAGCUCGGCGUGGACUACUACAACGCGCUGAUAGACUUGUUACUGGAGAAUGGCAUCACGCCGUACGUCACUAUGUACCACUGGGAUUUGCCCCAGAACCUCAACGAGCAGGGCGGCUGGCUCAGCGAGGACAUCGUGGACUGGUUCGCGGACUACGCGCGGGUGCUGUACGCAAACUUUGGCGAUAGAGUGAAGCACUGGAUGACGAUAAACGAGCCCCACAUCCAUUGCUACUUCGGUUACGGUGUCGCUGGACAUGCGCCCAGAAUAUUCUCUCCCGGUGUCGGCUAUUACGAGUGCGGCAGGAACAUACUGUUGGCCAAUGCGAAAGCCUAUCACCUUUACGACGAGGAGUUCAGGGCGUCCCAAGGCGGGGAGGUGGGCAUCGUCGUGAGCAUGGAGUGGACGAUGCCGGAGAGCGACUCCUUGGAUGAUCUUGAGGCAGUCCAGGACCAUAUCGCUUUCAAUAUCGGCCAAUACAUGGACCCGAUAUUCUCGGAAUCCGGCGGCUACCCCGCACGUUUGGUUAACCGCGUCGCAGCCGCCAGCGCUGCGCAAGGCCUAAAUGCUUCACGCCUUCGCCCCUUCACCAACGAGCAGAUAGAGUACAUGAGGGGCACCGCCGACUUCCUCGGCUUGAACCACUACACCAGCAAGAUAGUUUACAGGAACGAAUCCCUUGCUGGAACCUUCCACGUGCCAUCGAAUCGUGAUGACGCGUUCUACGGAGAGUACUCCGACCCUAGUUGGCCAGUCGACAGUGGAUUUGUUUAUGAAUAUGCGCCUGGCUUCUACCACUUGCUGGUGUACCUGAAGAACACGUAUAAAAACCCGAAGAUAUAUAUCACGGAGAAUGGGUGCUCCACGCAAACUGGCCGCAAUGACGACGCCCGCGUCCAGUACUACAGGAACUAUUUAAAUGCGUUGCUCGACGCCUUAGCGGAGGGUGUCAACGUGAAGGCCUACUUCGCUUGGAGUUUGAUGGACAACUUCGAGUGGAGCUUUGGCUAUAGCUUGAGGUUUGGCAUCUACGAGAUUCAUGUAGACGAUCCAGAGAGGAAGAGAUUCCCGAAGAAAUCUGCCUUAGUUUACAAAGAAAUAAUCAGGAGCAGAAUUAUCGACUAUGAUUUCGACGUCGAUCCAUAUGAAUCGAAGGCAGCGUUCGGGAAAAGUGCAACCGUCCUUAUGAUUUUAAUGCUCGCAACACUAAACUUUGUA